Molecule: messenger RNA, 641 nt
Organism: Porites lobata
Lineage: Eukaryota; Metazoa; Cnidaria; Anthozoa; Scleractinia; Poritidae
Source: the annotation of a GenBank genome assembly
AUGUCAGGGCAGAAGAACAGCAGCGACUUCAAGGCCAUGAAUGUGGCAGAACUUAAAAAAUAUUUACAGGAUCGCGGCGUUUCGGUGAGCGGAUAUUUAAAACCUUCGCUGGUGGAAAUCGCUUCUGCAGUCGAAAGAAUGGUUUUACCCGUUGACCCAAACUUUGAAAAAGAUCAAACAAAUGAUGCGGGUACAUUAAUCAUUCAUGAUAUGGUAAUUCCUGAUCCACUUUCCCUGAAGACCGUGAACAACUUCAACUCUUCGCCGCCAUUCGGGUUGUUCGAUAUUUUUAACCAUUUAAUCUACCACUCCACCGAUUACGAUAAACAGGGGCUCGCCGCUUAUAAAUCAUUUGACGACUAUAGAUUAUUCAAUGACGGUUACGUGGAAUCCUUGCUUACUGCUCAGUUAAAACACGAGGGAGUCCAUGUUUACGUUGCGAAAGUGAAGCCUUUCAUGAAGUUAAAGACGGACGAAGGAAAGGAGUACUACGAUCUCUGGUUUAUUCUAGAGGGCAGAGGGGCGAACCGCGGCAGUGUACUCCGAGCACGAUGUAAGUGUAAAGGCGGUCGAGAUGGGGGAUGUAAGCAAAUCGCAGCUGCCAUGUACGCUCUAGAGGAUUUGGUAAACACCCGUGGUGA